CUCUGAAUAAUAUUUUAGAUAGCUAGGAUGGGAAAAACUGCUCUGCUCGUUUUGGUUGCGGCAAUAACUAUGAUCAAAUGCGUACUGAACUCUAAAUGUACCAGACAAGGUGGAUAUUGCUCAGAAUCAGAUACAUGUACCUCAUUAGGAGGUCAUGUUGAAAAAUUGUGUGCAAUGUGCAAGUGCGGCAAGGCAUGUUGCAAAUGUACUGACACAUGUCCUGAUGGUUCUACAUGUAUGAGUGAAGGUGAAACCUGUGAUGGAAAAAAAGAAAAAAGCGAUUGUUGUGGCAACAGGUUUUGUUGUACACCUCCUACUACCACACAAUGUGUAAUAAAUUGUGAUGGCAAUUGUAUGGAGGAUUGUUCCGCCACACAUUUAGAAAGUAUUGGAGAGUGCUGUGGAUGGAAAUGCUGCACGUAAUGGAUAUAAGAAGAUGUGGUAUGAUCAUUUCAGGGCUGGAUAAUUCUGUUCUGAACCAUGGAGCCAACAGAACACAAAUUCAUCUGAAAAUAUCUACACUGAUAAUAAAAUAUAUAAUUGUUUAAUGCUGUUUAUUGUGCGUAUAACAAAUGUUUCUUGAAUAAUUAUCGAGAUCAGGAAACAACAUGGAUAAUUAAAACCUUAAAUGCUGAAGCACAAAACGGUUGAUCUCGUUAUUGAAGUAAAGGAGAUGAACAAGAUACAAACGGAAUAUUUUUAAAAAAUGCAUAAAUCCCAGCGAUUGUGUAUAUGGGAGGAUAGUAUUAUGUCGAUUGCAACGUUUUGUGUGUAUUGUUAUGAUGCAGACUUGUUUUCUCUGAAUUUGAACAUGUGAAGUGGUUUCAGCACUUAGGCCCUUUUGAGGCUAUCGCAUGUUGACCUCCUGCAGCGUAUAUUUUCAACUUCUGUGAAA
Molecule: messenger RNA, 895 nt
Organism: Mytilus californianus (California mussel)
Lineage: Eukaryota; Metazoa; Mollusca; Bivalvia; Mytilida; Mytilidae
Product: keratin-associated protein 5-8-like
Exons: 5
Coding region: 28-423 (131 amino acids)
Source: RefSeq, a predicted model, not a curated record